GUGUACCAGAACCUGCGACUGGACUGAACGGAACAUUUUGGCUUAUCGAUAUCAAUAGUUCCACUGCACUACAUUGUCAAACUGAUCAGCCGAUCCCGAUCCCAGCAACCAUGGCUGAAGGUGGAAAUCAACAUACGAGGAAAGUGAACACCGACAACAUUCAUUUAUCGGCCUGCCGUCUCCUGGAAUGUCCUAUUUGCUUGGAACAGAUGCAGAAACCGAAAUCCCUUCCAUGUUUACAUUCCUUCUGUGAGGAAUGUCUAAGUUCCUUUAUCAUUCGAGACAUGUCAGGUGAUAUGGCUGCAGUGACAUCUUUCCCUUGUCCUGUUUGUAGGAAGAUAACAUCCCCCACCAAUCACUCAGAGAGGAAAGAGACGUGGGCACAGCAAUUUCCCACCAAUAAUCUGGUUCAAUAUUUGAUCAGUUGCAAAGGAAGUGCAGAGACUCCACUUUACUGUGGUCCUUGCAAGAAGACAAAGAAUAUGGAAACGCCAGCGAUUUCAUAUUGCAAAAGUAGUGAGAUGCUAUUUUGUGACUUCUGUAAAAUGAAUGUGCAUGAUGUCUUUCAUGAUGUGUGUGACAUUGUAACGUUUAAAGAGACGAAGCCUGAUUUAACAUGGAAUCAACCUUCAACAGUGACUUGUCCCACUCAUAACGAGAAGAUGGACUAUUAUUGCGAAAGUCACAAGUUCAUUGGAUGCUGCGAAUGUAUUAUCGCAGGGCAUCGGCGAUGUUACAGAGUGAUGUCAGUCAAGGAGUAUUGUAAACGUCAAAAGGGCAGAUCCAAACAUGAUGGCAUGGGAAAGUCUCUUGGAGAAGUGGACAAGUGCCUUGAACUGAUGUUAAACACUUUUGAUCAUCAGUUUGAACAAUUGCAACAGUGCCAGGAUGUUUGCUUGAAAAGUGUAGCAGAUGUGCGAGAAAAAAUUAACACAUUUCUCGACAAAAAACAGGCGGGAAUAAUUGAUGAACUAAAUUUAGUAUACAAAGCUGAAAAAGAAAAGGUUGAUGUAUUCAAGCAGAAAUGCAUCCGACUGAAGGCUGCCGUUCAAAACACGAAGGAAUUAUCACGGUCUUCAGGCUGGGAAGAAGAUGACAUUGGGACCUUACAGCUGUUCCAUAGAGGUCAAACAGAGAUUGUAGCAUGUAACAACCUUAUUGACGAAGUGGCACGUUCUUCAAAAUCUGUCAGUAUCAAACACGAUAUCGGACCUAAGCUCAGUACGAUUGACGAAUCAAGCACUCUUACAUUUGGAGGAAUCUGCGUGAAGGAACAACCUUGCAUGUUGCCUGAUGGUGUUGAGUGUGUACCAAAUGUUGGAUUGCUGUCAGAAUGUCGCGUGAGGAGAACAAGAACGUUUAAUAUUGGACUUCCUUCAGAUACAACAAACUGUUCUGCAUAUGGUGUUGUGUUGAUGCCGAAUGACAAUAUCAUUGUAAGUGAUUAUUCCAAUAAAAAACUAAAGUUGUUCUCUCCAAAAGAUGUGUGCUUAAACCAGUUGAAGAUUGGAAAUCAUGUGCGCGAUAUGUGUAUUUCCGGGAAGGAAACUGUGGCUGUAGUUUUCUCUGCUGGCGAGAAUUGUUCCGGAAUACUUACCGCUAAAGUACAAUCUACAGAAAUCAGUUUGAUAAAAAAAAUAAACCUUUCUGGCAGUUCGCUGUGUUAUGGCAUAACAGUUUGUGAUGAGGGAUUCGCCGUAAGUACGUCAAAACAUAUUCAAACUUUAACAGUGGAAGGCAAGACACACGUGUCUUACUCAUCAGGAACCGAAUGUCACUAUCUUACCUAUUGCCCAAACCAGGAACAGGUACUUGCUAGCCUAAACACAUCUACGUCAGGUAAAGUGGCUCUAACCGUUAUUUCUCCAUGGAAACAACCUGACGUCCUGAAGGUUGGCGUGGUCACAAAUGCGAUGGGAGUAGAUGUGGACUAUGAUGGGAAUAUUUACGUCUGUGGUCAGUCGUCAAACAACGUCGUCCAAAUCUCCGCAGAUGGUACCAAGGUCAGAGAACUUCUGACAUCAAAGGAUGGUAUAACCCAACCAAGGGCUAUUUCUGUACGUGGUGACAAAUUCGUAGUCACGAACAUUUCAUCGACACAUAGGAAUCAUGUAGAUGUUUAUCAGCUCUACUGAAGAACAACGUACUGUAUAACGAGCAAUAUAGUUUCUGUCCUGGCUCCGAUUCUGUCUUAUUUACAAACCUGAUAUAAGAGAGUAUUUCCUGGUGCCGAUUCUGUCUUAUUUACAAACCUGAUAUUAGAGAGUGUUUCCUGGUUCCUAAUUCUGUCGUAUUUACACACUUGAUGGUAGAGAGUGUUUCCUGGCGCCAGAUUCUGUUUUAUUUACACAUCUGAUAGUAGAGAGUGUUUUCUGGUGCCGAUUUUGUCGUAUUUACACACACUUGAUACUAGAGAGUGUUUCCUGGUACCGAUUCUGUCGUAUUUACACACCUGAUAGUAGAGAGUGUUUCCUGGCGCAAAAGUCUGUUUUAUUUACACACUUGUUAGUAGAGAGCGUUUCUUGGUGCCGGUUCUGUCGUAUUUACACAUUUGAUAGUUUAGGGUGUAUCCAAGCACCGAUUCUGUCGGGUAUACACACCUGAUAGCAGUGAGAGUUUCCUGGCGCGAAUUCUGUCGUAUUUACAAACCUGAUAGUAGAGAGUGUUUCCUGGCGCAAAAUUCUGUUUUAUUUACACACUUGUUAGUAGAGUAUGAUUCCUGGCGCCGCCUCUGUCGUAUUUACACACUUGAUAGUAGAGAGUGUUUCUUGGCGCAAAAUUCUGUCUUAUUUACACAUCUGAUAGUAGAGAGUGUUUCCUGGUUCCUAAUUCUGUCUUAUUUACACACUUGAUAGUAGAGAGUGCUUCCUGGCGCUGAUUCUGUCGUAUUUACAAACCUGAUAGUAGAGAGUGCUUCCUGGAUUCACGAAUACAUUGUUGUACGGUAUACAGCACACCCUUGGUAAAUUGAUUGUGAUUUUGUUUACUGUAUUUAUGAGAUUCCUUGUUCCGAGACUUCUGUGGGAUUGUCAGUUUGCUGAAGUAAGCAUACACGCAUAUACUUUUACGUUUAUAUCCAUAUUGCAAGGUACCUGUUCUACUACAGAGUAUAAAUAUCGCUAUCACAUUCUUUCCACAAUAGUUGUUUUGCGUCCAAUUUUUAUUGCAAUACACAAAGCGUAAAAUCUUUAUCAGAAGGUCUUAUUAUGCAAUGAAGUAAUGCAAGAUAAUUUGAUUUGAGCAUUGUCUAUCAUGAAACAUCAAACAUAUAAAAUAUUAUUACUUAACAACAGACACACAAGUGUUUGAAUUAUUCGCGGGAUUAAUAUGUCGUGAUCGUCCCGUUUAAGGUUAAUUCACGCAUUUACAUUUAUAAUUUCGUGGAGCUAAUAUCAUGUGGUUGUGCCGGUCUCGGCUAGUUCACAGCGAUCAAAUUUCAUCGGAGAAAUAUUUCUCGGUUGUUCCGGUUUAGGCCAGUACAUUCAGACUUGAUUUCGCGGGAUAGAUAUUUCAUGGUUGUCUCGCUUAGGACUAGCUCAGGAGUGUCAGAUUUCUCGGGGCUUAUAUUAAUUUCUUGCUUAGGUUUCUUGUAAUUCACAGACAUUAACAGUAAAUAUUAGAAUAUUUUGUGUUUGUACCGGUUUCGAUUAGUUCACAGGGAUAAAAUUUCGGUGGUUUUCACGGUUUGGGCUAGUUUAUGGAGAUCACAUUUCGCGAGACUAAUAUUUCGCGGUUAUGCCAAUUCGCUUAGCUCACAAGGAUCAAAUUUCACAAGGGUAGCAAUUGGCAGUUGUCACGAUUUUGAAUAGUCCACGGGGUUUUAAUUUCGCGGGCCAAUGUUUCGUGUUGUUCUGGUUGGGGCUAGUUGACUGGGAUUUAAUUUCGCGGGCCAAUGUUUCGUGUUGUUCUGGUUGGGGCUAGAUGACUGGGAUUUAAUUUCGCGGGCCAAUUUUUCGUGUUGUUCUGGUUGGAGCCAGCUGACUGGGAUUUAAUUUCGCGGGCCAAUGUUUCGUGUUGUUCUGGUUGGGGCUAGAUGACUGGGAUUUAAUUUCGCGGGCCAAUUUUUCGUGUUGUUCUGGUUGGAGCUAGCUGACUGGGAUUUAAUUUCGCGGGCCAAUUUUUCGCGUUGUUCUGGUCGGGGCUAGCUGACUGGAAUUUAAUUUCGCGGGCCAAUUUUUCGUGUUGUUCUGGUUGGAGCUAGCUGACUGGGAUUUAAUUUCGCGGGCCAAUUUUUCGUGUUGUUCUGGUUGGGGCUAGCUGACUGGGAUUUAAUUUCGCGGGGCAAGUAUAUCGAGUGACUGUGCCAGUUUAUGUUUAUUCAUGAAUUUAGUUUUACGGUCUUAUAUUUCGCGGUUGUCCUGGUAUGGGCUAGUUAACAGAUAUAAUUUCCACGGACUUCUAUUUCGCAAAUAUCCCAAUUGGGGUUAUUUCACAGGGAUUCAACUUCGAGGGGCUAAUAUUUAGUGGGUGUUCCGGUGUGGGCUUAUUCACGGGAAUGUAAUUUCGCGAGGCUAGUUCAGAUGAGUUCACGGGGAUUUGAUGUCGUCUAGCUAAUAUUUAUAAUUUUUCACAGUUUGGGCUAGGUCGCGGACAUUCAUUUUCUCACAUGUUGGUUGCUCUGUACACCGGCAUACAACAUGGAUUUCUGAGAUUUUUAAUCUCUGUUAAUAUUUACAACAACACACUGAUGAAUAUACAAUUCAUUUUAUUAUACAUUUACUACUCAUAAAAGGACGUGCAUGUUAUCUGAUAACAGUAAGUAGCUGAUGAUAUUUCAUUGAGAUACAUUACAUUAAAAAUAUGUAGGAAUACAGGUCGUAUAAAAGAUGUACUUGACAGUAUAUGAGAUACAGUUUGUUUGUACUUUCCAAAGGAAACAAACCAAGGUUGUGGUGAAAGGUGUGAAGUAAGUUUCUUUCAUUUCUUUGUGAUGUAUAUUCUAUCGUUAUUUGUGUUUGUGCCUGCAAUCACAUCCAUUCAAUGGUGCAGUAUGGAUGUAUUCUAAGAAAUUUUGAAUAGUUUGAUCACAUAAAAUCCAAGCCUUUCGAUCCAUAGAUUACCACGCAUGCUUCAAGUAAUGUGUUACUUGAAAGCUGAUGUUUAUGCUAUCCAUGGUAUAUGAGACCAAGCUGUGACCUCGUCGGUUAGGAUAAUAGAGGAUACAGUGAUGUACAAGUGAAAACAAUUGUAUACGAUUCAUUGCAAUGGAUCUCACUUGUCUCCAUCUUAAUAUUUGAAUAUGUUUAAUGUAAUAUAUGUACAGUGUACAUAUAAUUGAUAAAUGGCCGUGAUUUGAUUUGAUUUAAUUGCUGACAAUUUUAGUGCCUUUUUUGUUUUUAUUACGAUAAAAUUGGCUUUUUAUGUUGUUUAUGCCAAUGAA
Ylistrum balloti is the source of this 5380-nucleotide messenger RNA. RefSeq lists its product as uncharacterized. The record is from RefSeq and is a predicted model, not a curated record. Gene Ontology annotation, molecular function: ubiquitin-protein transferase activity. Gene Ontology annotation, biological process: positive regulation of DNA-templated transcription. The coding region runs from base 111 to 2135 and encodes 674 amino acids. The transcript is spliced from 2 exons. Gene Ontology annotation, cellular component: nucleoplasm; chromatin. NCBI's taxonomy places the organism in Eukaryota, Metazoa, Mollusca, Bivalvia, Pectinida, Pectinidae.